AUGGCGUCGACAAAGUCAAUACUGCGUCUGGCAAGUCGGCGGCCACUCACUACAGCUUCCAAAGCCGCCACACGUAUCCAGAGUACCGCACUAUUUCACACAACACCUGCUCAAGGAGCCAAGCAGGAAAAGCCCAUCGAUUACAGAACUGCACCUCCAGAUCUUCUGUCAGAGCUUCGAAAGGCCCCUCGACCUCCCCAAGGAAAACUCUCCGCGCCCGUGGUUAAUGACGCCGACAAGUACUCCGAACAUGCUCUCCCCCUUCAUCAAUACGGCCAAUACCUGAUGUCCGCGCUGCCCAAGCACGUCCAACAGUUCUCCGUCUGGAAAGACGAGCUGUGCAUCUACAUCACACCUACAGGAGUGAUCCCCGUUUUCACUUUCUUAAAAUACCACACGGCCGCCGAAUACACCAUGGUCGCAGACAUAACCGCGGUCGACUUCCCCACCAAGAACUACCGCUUCGAAGUCGUUUAUAAUCUUCUCAGUGUCCGACACAACUCACGGAUAAGGGUCAAGACAUACGCGGACGAAGCCACACCCGUCCCAUCCAUCACAUCUCUUUACGAUGGAGCAAACUGGUACGAGCGUGAAGUCUACGACAUGUUCGGCGUCUUCUUCACUGGCCACCCGGAUCUACGCCGAAUCAUGACCGACUACGGAUUCGACGGGCACCCAUUGCGGAAGGAUUUCCCUUUGACCGGAUACACAGAAAUCCGAUAUGACGAGGAGAAGAAGCGAAUUGUCGUCGAACCCCUCGAGAUGACCCAGGCGUACCGAAACUUUGAAGGUGGCACCAGUGCCUGGGAGCAGGUCGGCACUGGUGUGGACAGGAAACCAGAGCAGUUCAAACUUCCUACCCCGCCCCCUGAGGAGAAGAAGGAAGAGAAGAAGUAG
Molecule: messenger RNA, 897 nt
Organism: Exophiala bonariae
Lineage: Eukaryota; Fungi; Ascomycota; Eurotiomycetes; Chaetothyriales; Herpotrichiellaceae
Gene: NUO31
Product: NADH-ubiquinone oxidoreductase 30.4 kDa subunit, mitochondrial
Exons: 2
Coding region: 1-897 (298 amino acids)
Molecular function (GO): NADH dehydrogenase (ubiquinone) activity
Source: RefSeq, a predicted model, not a curated record